AUGGCGACCUCGAAGAAAAAUCUCAAGGCGACGAAGAAAUUCGAGAAGAAACACCUCAAAGGUACCCUCGAAAAACGGAAAUCCGUCGCAAAGAUCAAGCAACGACAACAGAUCAAGGACAAGAAGAAAGCCAAGCGCUCGCAAGAUGACGAUUUCUUCAAGGGGCCCGGAGGCGACGAAGCCAAAAAGGCUGUUAGCAAGAAGCCCGGCGCUAAGGCGAAUGAGAUGAGUGUCGAUGACUUCUUCAAGGGCGGCUUUGAAAUUCUCGACAACAAGUCUGCUGGCAAGACGAAAGCGACCGCAAAACUGGGGAAACGCAAGCGUGGCGAGGCGGAUGUCCGGGAGAACGCUUCGGAUGAUAGCGGCAGUGAGUCGGAGGUUUCGGGCAAUGACGAGCCCAUCGGGAACGAUAGCGAGGACGCCGACGCCGACGAAGGCAGUGAUGCCGACGACCUGGGUAUGAGCAAGGGCGCCAUGGAAGCCCUGGCUGCAAACGACCCGGAGUUCUACAAAUUCCUCAAGGAGAACGACCCGGAGGCACUCGACUUUGACGAAAAUGCGGACCUGGCCGAAAUCGACGACUUGAGCGGCAGCGAAGCGGAAGACCAACAACCCAAGAAGAAGCAAAAGAAGGACAAAAAGGCCGCCAGGGGCGACGACGGUGAUGAUCGGGAACUUACGCAGGCCAUGGUUGCCAGGUGGAAGACCGCCAUGGACACGACGCGGUCUCUCAGGGCCGCCCGCCAGACGGUCAUUGCUUUCCGCUGCGCAGCCCACCUAAACGAGACCGACGAAGAGAACCCGCAACGCUAUACCAUCACAAACCCCAACGUAUUCCAUGACAUUGUCGUUGUUGCGCUGAAGGGGAUUCCCGAAGUCCUGCAGCAUCAUGUCCCGGUUAAGGAGUCGGCCUCUGGCAAGGUCUAUGUCCAGACAGAGGGCAAGAAGUUCAAGACGAUGUCGAUGCUGAUCAAGAGCUUUGCCGCCUCCAUCAUCCGGCUCCUGGGGACCCUGUCCGAUGAGGCGACCCUCAAACUCACCCUGUCGGCGUUGCAACCACUACUGCCGUACUUGCUUUCCUUCCGCAAACUACUGAAGAUGCUGAUCAAGACCGUCGUCGCUUUCUGGUCCCAGUCUGCCAGCACAGACACCACCAGGAUAACGGCGUUCCUCGUGAUCCGUCGUCUUGUGGUUGUUGGUGACAAGGCGGUCCGGGAAGUCGUUCUCAAGGCAACCUACCAAGGACUGGGCAUCAACCUCAUGAAAAAUUCGGCCGCGGAGCUGUGGGGCCUCGACCAGACCCUGGGCUACACAACGGCUUUCUCCUCCAUCCGCCAACUUGCCAUCCACCUGCGCAACAGCAUCGUCAAUAACAAAAACGAUGCGUUCCGCGCGGUAUACAACUGGCAGUACGCCCACUCGCUCGACUUCUGGUCCUGCGUCUUGUCCGAGCACUGCAGCCCUCUCAAAGAAGCCGAGGCCGGCAAGGAAAGCCAGCUCAAGCUCCUCAUCUACCCUCUCGUCCAAGUGACUCUGGGCGCGAUGCGUCUCAUCCCCACCUCGCUCUACUUCCCCCUGCGCUUCCAACUCAUCCGCUCGCUCCUGCGCCUCUCCCGCGCGACCGAUACCUACAUCCCGCUAGCGUCAGUCCUCCUCGAGGUGCUCAGCGCCGCGGAGAUGAAGAAACCGCCCAAGUCGUCGACCCUCAAACCACUCGAUUUCGCCGUCGCCUACAAGGCCCCCAAAUCAUACCUGCGCACGCGCGUCUACCAAGACGGCGUCGGCGACCAAGUCGUCGAGCUACUAUCGGAGUUCUUCGUGCUCUGGUCACGCAGCAUCGCAUUCCCCGAGUUCGCCCUCCCCGUCAUCAUCAGUCUCAAGCGUUGGCUCAAAGAGAGCCGCAAGCCCGGCAAGGGCAACAAGAACGGCAAGAUGGCGUCUGCGCUGGUCCUGUUGGUCCAGAAGCUCGAGGCCAAUGCCAAGUUCAUUGAGGAUAAGCGCGCCAAAGUGGACUUUUCGCCCAAGGACCGGGCGCAGGUAGAUGCAUUCCUUAAAGAUAUGGAGUGGGAGCGGACGCCAUUGGGGGCGUUUGUGGCGUCGCAGCGGAAAUUGAGGGCCGAGAAGCAGCGGCUGGUGGAGGAGGCGAGGAAGGAAGAGGAGAAGAAGCGGAAGGAGGAGGAGCGGGAGGCUUUGGAAGAUGGUCUGGAAGGGGAGAGUGGGGAUGAGGAAGAUGAGGAGGAGGAGGAGGAGGAUGUGGAUUCAGAGGAAGAUGAUGAAGAUGAGGAUGAAGACGAUGAUGAGGAGAGCGAAUGA
Molecule: messenger RNA, 2313 nt
Organism: Dichotomopilus funicola
Lineage: Eukaryota; Fungi; Ascomycota; Sordariomycetes; Sordariales; Chaetomiaceae
Product: Noc2p family-domain-containing protein
Exons: 2
Coding region: 1-2313 (770 amino acids)
Biological process (GO): ribosomal large subunit biogenesis
Cellular component (GO): Noc1p-Noc2p complex; nucleoplasm; Noc2p-Noc3p complex
Source: RefSeq, a predicted model, not a curated record